Molecule: messenger RNA, 2622 nt
Organism: Cicer arietinum (chickpea)
Lineage: Eukaryota; Viridiplantae; Streptophyta; Magnoliopsida; Fabales; Fabaceae
Source: RefSeq, a predicted model, not a curated record
AUGGACACCUGCAAAAUUUGUAACACUUCGAAAUGGAAAUCAAAAGCAAAAGUUGGUGCAGUUGGAGUGUCUGGUGAUGGCAAUAAUCGAAAGAAAGUUCCUGCAAAAGUUCUCCGUUAUUUUCCAUUAAAACCACAGUUACAAAGAUUAUUUUUGUCCUCAAAGUCGGUCGAGGAUAUGAGAUGGCAUGCAAAUGAUAGUAAGAAUGAUGGAAUGUUGAGGCAUCCUAGAGAUUCUGAAGCAUGGAAACAUUUUGACUUGACACACACUUGGUUUGCAUCAGACCCGCGAAAUGUGCGUCUUGCAUUAGCUAGUGAUGGUUUUAAUCCUUUUGGAAAUGAUAUUGAUGUCUAUUUACAACCUCUAGUAAAAGAAUUAAAGGAGUUAUGGACAACAGGUGUCGAUACAUACGAUUCUUUUAAAAAAGAGAUGUUCACAUUACAUGCAACUUUGAUGCGGACAAUUAGUGAUUUUCCGGGGCUGGGUUCACUUUCUGGGUGGAACACUUACACUGGACUUGCUUGCCCAUCGUGUGACAUUGACUCUACUCCUCGUCAUCUUCCUCAUAGCAAAAAAUGGUGUUUUAUGGGUCAUCGUCGUUUUCUUGAUCAGAGACAUAGAUUUAGAUUGAACAAGGUUCGCUUUGAUGGUCAACAAGAUAUGCGUGGUCCACCUAAAAUGUUAUCUGGGCUUCAAAUUCUUGAACAGGUUCAAAAUAUUGAUGUCACAUUUGGUAGAAAGCCAGAUAAAGAAAGGUCGGGAAAAAGAAUACGUGGUGGACGACCUACACAAGGUGUCAAUCAACAAUGGAAAAAGAAAAACAUAUUCUUUGAACUUCCAUAUUGGAAGGAUAAUCUUCUGCGCCACAAUCUUGACAUGAUGCAUAUUGAGAAAAAUGUGUGCGAUAAUAUCAUAUUUACUUUGCUAAAUGAUAGCACAAAAAGUAAAGAUCAUCUUAAUGCAAGAAAAGACCUUAAAGCUAUGGGCAUAAGACCUGACCUUUGGCCCAAUGAAAAUGGAAGAAUUUCUCCAGCCGUCUUUACUCUGACUACUAAAGGUAAGAAGAGAUUUUUAACAACUUUAAAGAAUAUCAAUGUGCCUGAUGGUUAUACAAGCAACAUUUCUAGAUGCAUUGACAUGGAAAAUCUUAAGUUGAAUGGAAUGUUGAAGAGUCAUGAUUGUCACAUAUUGAUGGAACAACUUCUACCGUUAGCCAUUCGAGCAACAUUACCUGAUGAUGUUUCAGCUAUAAUGAUUGACUUUUGCUCACUUUUUAGACAAUUAUGCAGUAAAGUAUUGAAUGUUGAUGAUUUGAAAAAAUUGCAAAAUCAGGUUGUCCUCACUUUAUGCCACAUGGAAAUGAUAUUUCCUCCCUCAUUCUUCACUGUUAUGGUUCACUUGGUUGUUCACCUUGUUGAAGAAGUUAAACUUGGAGGUCCUGUUCAUUAUCGAUGGAUGUAUCCUGUUGAAAGGUACUUAGGAAUACUUAAAUCGUAUGUACGUAAUAAAGCACGACCAGAAGGGUCUAUUGCAGAAGGAUACCUUGUACAAGAGAUUCUUACAUUUUGUUCAAGGUAUAUAGAAAACAUUGAGACUAGAUGGAAUCAACUUGGUCGUGUAGAUGAUGAGCCUAUUAAUGAGAUACAAACUGACUCACGUGUAGCUGAAUUAUUUCCUAGAGUUGGAAAAUCGGUUGGUGGUUCUUCAUACUACACCCUUACACCAAUUGAAAAGUUACAAGCUCAUAGACACGUUUUAACAAACUGCAUCAUAGUUGACUACUAUCUAAGGCAAUAUAGAAGUAUUAUUCGAAGCCAAAUGAGGAGUGGUGCAAGGAGUACUUCUGAGGUAGACAAGAAGAAUGUGACUAAUUGUAUAUUUUAUGGUGUUCGGAUUUGCAACAAUCUCGACAACAUUAGUGAAUCAGAUAAAAAUGUUCUCGUUAGUCUUGCUCAAGGUCCUUCUGAUAAAGUUAGAAGGUUCAUUGGAUUUAAUGUCAAUGGAUUCAAAUUUCGAACAUUGGCACGAGACAGUUUAUUAAAAACUCAAAAUAGUGGAGUUUUUGGCAUGUUCGAAACACGAAGUUACUCAAGCAAUAGUGAUGCCCAAAUGAGAUUUGGAGGAGUGCCUUACAAUGGAAGAUUGAUAGAUAUCAUUGAGGUUUCCUAUGAUGGCUUCAAAGUGCCCAUGUUUAAAUGCAAAUGGGCGAAUACCACAAAUCCAAGAGGCAUUAAGACAGAUAAGUUGGGUUUUACCUCUAUAAAUUUUGCAAGACUAAUACAUACUGGGGAGCAUGAAGAUGAUGAGCCAUACAUUAAAGCGUCAGAAGCUCAAAUGGUUUAUUAUGUGGAUGAUGAAAAGGAACAAGGAUGGAGCAUACCUAUUCAUUUAAAGCCACGGGACUUGUAUGACAUGGGUGGAGAUGAUGAAAUUAUGGCACCCAUUGAACCAUACCCAUCUCAAAAUUUGGAACACAUUUUUUCUAAUGAAACCACACAUAUACAAUUGGCAAGAAUGACUACAGAUGAUGAUCCUGAAACUUCAACUUUUAAUGAUGAUUUUGAUGACAACAAUCAUGAUAUGAAUUUACGAUUGUUAAUAAUUCUUGUUUGUUGUUUAUGA